Mollisia scopiformis is the source of this 795-nucleotide messenger RNA. RefSeq lists its product as uncharacterized. The record is from RefSeq and is a predicted model, not a curated record. Lineage: Eukaryota; Fungi; Ascomycota; Leotiomycetes; Helotiales; Mollisiaceae. The coding region runs from base 58 to 372 and encodes 104 amino acids. The transcript has 2 exons.
CUAUGAACCUAACAUGCAUGCUCUGUACAAAACAAUUCUGCUAUCUGUGCUAUGAACAUGCAAAACAUCCCAAAGAUCAAUCCCUCGGAACUGCUUUCACGGGCUCAUUUCUUCCUCGUUGUUCUUGUUGUCUUUCUCUCCCUCAAAGCUAUUACAAUGUGUAUUACUCCAUCUUGCAUACAGAAUCGCCUUCAAGCUGUACUCCGGCUCGAACUCGGUGCUAUUAUGUCUGUCCUCUGUUCAUUGUUUGUCCUUGGCGUAAAACUUUACCCAGGUUCAGACAUUCAUCAAGCCUACGAGCUAGUGGGUCGGAGCGCAAGGACAGACUUUGAGCCUCUGCUGUGUGGUUUUGGACUACUGGGCACUUACUAGAGGGAGCUAAGCUGUGGCGUGUCAUGUUUGUGACGAGAACAAGAGAUGAUUUCAUGAGCUGUCACCAAGUGGCUUGCAUAAUGAGCGAUUUACCACUCUUUAGCACUAUCAAAAGCUUGUAUCGAUUGCUCAAGCAUCCAUGACAAACUGAUAAUGCAAGAAAUAUGCACGAUAUCAGCACUAGAACAUAUGUUCCCGCCUUCCAGAAGCUUUUCUUCCUAAGUUUCCCGUCAUCGAAUGCAACGCUGCAGAAACAGAUGUCGAUAUCGAUCUCAAGAAAGUAUGAGAUCGGCAAUUGACAAGGAUCCUCCACUUCCCGACAGUCCUUCUAGAAGCACGCUAGAAGAAUAAUCGAAGCAACUUAGCUCAUAAUUUCAGCGAAGGUGGAGCGCGGAGAAGGGGGAUUGGUCUUCUUGGGAAUCU